UGCCUGUGCGUGCGUGUCUGUGCGUGUGCGUGUGUGAAGCUAUAAAACAGUUCCAGCCAGUCAGACGCCAGCAGAGUCAGAGGAGCGCAAGCCCCCUGUGCUUUGCAACCCUGCUGUCUGUUCUGUUUUCCAACGGUGUUCUCCGUGAACGCUGCACGCGCUGUUGCGUUUCUAGGCAGACUGGCAAGAUCCAAAACACGGAAGAACGGACACAUUCUAAAUAUGUCUAUUCAAAAGGUACAGCAAUUUUACUAAGUAACGAAACUUAUCAAUAUCUGGAUAACAACGGACUGUAGCCAAUGCGUCCCGUGGAGCCAACACAGUGAGUACCAGAUAUCCCGCUGUGCAUCCUGAAGUGGCAGCGGGAUACCGGCGCUUUCUUCAAGAAGGGACUCAGAGCUUCACCGAGGAACCGGGGCUGCAUGUUGGGACCAUUAACAUCUGUGAAGAGUGGAGGCCAGGUCCAGUCCUACCUUUUAAUGCUGUCUCCCAAACCUUGACCUGCUGCUGUCGCACUUUGUUACAGAGGUUUGGUGGAGUAUAGAAACUCACAAAUGUUACUCAGAUGCAGUUUGUUUGUGUUUGGAAUAUGUUGACACUUUUUGUUUAAUUGUGUAGCUAAUGCAAAAAGGCUCUGUCCCACUUUAGUCAGAGGUGUUUCAGAGCUGUUCUGUAUGACAUGACUGGCCAGUGUGACUGCAUUUGGAGUCAUGAUUUAGCUCCUGGAAGGUAGUAGUCAUAUUCAUUUGCCAUUCCCACUAUUUUGUCCAGCAGCUGCAGCUCCACUGCAGCCGCUCUGUGUUCAGUGUGUGUAUAUAGCAGUGUGGGUUAUUCACAGUGCUGCUAUGCAGACUGACUGGAGCCACGCUCAGACAGCUCAACUGUAUCGCUGAGUCUGAGCACAGGCCUGAACUGCUCACACAGAAAGAAACCUUUACAGCUGAGGAAAAGCUUGCUGCAAGUUGUGAUCCAGAGGGACAACUUGUGCAGAAUAGCAGAUGUUACACAGCUUUGUGUAUUAAUGUGGAUUAUUCAGGAUGCUGCUAUGCAGACAGAAUGGAGCCACAGAAAACCUGCUGGUAAAGUUAAAGUAACACACAUGACUGUGCAGCUUCUGUCAGUGCAGUUGAACAACUUGUGUUACACAGUUGGCAACUGAAGGUUCAUCAGGAAGGUAGGGUUUUUUUUUGGGAGGGGGGGUAUAUUAUGCAUAAAUAAUCAAAAUUCAUACUAGCUAAGUAUGUGUACAUUAUAAAUUGGGAAGUUACACAUAGACUGGGAUGAAAAGUUGUGUCUGAAACACAAAAGUCCUCUUUUACUUUUUACAGUAAUGAAGCAAGUGUUUCCAGCAAGAGGAAGUUUAGAAAGAUGACAAGAACCCACUCUUAUAUAUGUUGAGUGAAAUGUUGAGGAAUUGAAACAUUUUAUUGGACAGUUUUUAGAGCUUUGUUGUCAAUACUUGUUUCUGUUCAGUGUAGUGGAAGUUAGAUUUUGUUGCUAAAAUAAAUUUCACUUUAGUUUGCUAGUUAGACUAAUUGUUUGAAAAUGAAGAACCCUCAUUCACUGAGUAAUACCUGGAAUAGAUCAAAUAACAAGGACCCAGUACUGACCCCUGUGCCAGGCACUAACAAGAAGUUCAAGAGAAAGUCACGUGAGCCUAAAAGGCUUUUUAGCAGCCCUGAGCCUGACAGGAUGAAAACCUUCCCAGCAGACAUGUCAGAUAUGGACUCAGUAGAUGACACCCAGACAGAGCUUUGUAAUGUCAGCAGGUUGGCUCCACAACAGAGACAGCUAAUGAUAUCACAGGAGGCUGAUACUGCAGGGAUUCUGUCAGGAGUACCAGAAGGCAAAGUGGCUCUAUCUCAGAGUGGUGCUAUAGACAUGAGGAUUGGCAGUAACAUGCCUGCCGUCACUUCCAAACGGUGCAAGUUACCUGGCUCACCAUUCUCUAACGUGGAGAUUGCCCACUGGCCUGCGGCAAUCUCCCAGCCUCUAUCCAACAGACUCAAACUGGGCCCCCGCUCCACUUUCCCCCUGUCAACGUCAACCAGCAGCAGCUACAGUCACCAGACCUUCUCCCUGGAGCCCUCUCUGUCAGGCCAAACGGCACCUCUACCUGUCCCCAGAGCCUCCCAGACUUCCCAGUGCCACGAACAUGUGGAGCUUCAGGUACAUUCACCUAAGGAGUCUCCCAGGAAGCGGGUUGGGAUGAGUGCUGAUGAACCUGGCCGUCUUCCGGAGGUCAAAGCCAUACAGCAGACUAGGAGGCUUCUAGCCAACGCCCGGGAGAGGACCCGCGUUCAUACCAUCAGUGCUGCAUUUGAGGCCCUAAGGAAGCAGGUGCCAUGCUAUUCCUACGGACAGAAGCUAUCCAAGCUGGCUAUACUACGCAUAGCCUGCAACUACAUCCUGUCUCUGGCUCAGUUGGCUGAGCUGGACUACAGUUCAGACCACAGAAGUCUGAGCUUUUCUCAGUGUGUGGAACAGUGUACCAGGACCCUGCAGGCCGAGGGCAGGAGCAAGAAGAGGAAGGUUGGAAGGAUGCCAGAGGAUGUGUGAUGUUUUCAGAAUCUUCUCUUCUUGCUGUGGUCUGAUGCAGACUAUAAGCUGCAGACUAUAUCACUGCAUGGUCAUACAGCCAUCCUCAGCCUCAACUCAUCUGUUUUAUUGGAUUGAAAAAGGGUAGAGCCCAAGAUCUGUUUCCAUGGAAAACAAUAUCUUCACUACAGUAACAAAUCGUUUGGGAAAAGAGCCACAUUAUGUUAACAGCCAAAAGCAAUACAGACAAACAGGCUAACAAAGCCAAUAACAUGUUUUCAGUUGUAUUUAGUAUUUUGCUUUUACUAUGCCUGUACCACAUGCUUGGAUGGUCUGAGGGGUAUUGGUGAUGAUGAUGAUGAAAACUAAUUGUAGAUGUAUUUUUGAAACAGAGUGUAAAAUUCAACUCUAACAUAUUUUGGAAAUAGAGUUUUAAUGUACUGAAUGAGUUAACUGACAUUUGGACUUAUCUAUCACAUUCUGUCCCUGAGUAUUAUUUUCCAAUAAUUAAAUAAGAGUUGACAAUGUUUACAUAAAGCUACACUUUGUACACUCUCUGUGGCCUCACUGAAUGUUUUAGUGUUAAUAUUAAGAUUUUGUUAUUGUGUUGUGUAUUACUUUGUUAAAUGUCUUGGCUCCUGAUGCUAAUUCAAAAUUAAAUGUGAACCUUUCAAUUCUAAAGGUGCCUUCACAGCAACAGGCAGAAUAACACAGUAUAUAGUAUAAUGAAGAACAGAUAAUGAAAUGCAUACACCAAUCUUUUGUUUUCAUGUAAUAAUUGACAUGGUUUGAUGAUAAAUGUACAUAAAUCCUAAUAGACAAAUAUUAAUAAAAACACUUUCACAAAUGUC
Thunnus maccoyii (southern bluefin tuna) is the source of this 3389-nucleotide messenger RNA. It is a transcript of the gene atoh8, whose product is annotated as atonal bHLH transcription factor 8. The transcript has 4 exons. NCBI's taxonomy places the organism in Eukaryota, Metazoa, Chordata, Actinopteri, Scombriformes, Scombridae. Gene Ontology annotation, molecular function: protein dimerization activity; DNA-binding transcription factor activity. The record is from RefSeq and is a predicted model, not a curated record. The coding region runs from base 1546 to 2559 and encodes 337 amino acids.